UUUGUCAGUUUGACUAGUAAAUGAAAAUGUGUGUUGAAUUGUAGGAAAAAUUUGACGUUCUUUUCUUAUUUAUAAAAACGACAAAAACAUAUGCAUGCUGACGAAAAGUGGCAGUGCUUAUAUUUGAAAUUAGUACUUACAUAAAUAAUUGGAAUGGAAAUUUAUUUACUAAAUAAAUGUAUGAGGGAUUCCUAAUAGUGUCUUCAAGAUCAUAGGUUCCUUUCACAUAGGAAAUAUGAGUGAAAAUACUGUUAACAGGAGACCCAACUUUUCAAACAUCCCCCAGAAUGGGAUAAAUAGGAAUUUGAAUAUUAUAAACAUUAAACCAACUGCAAAGAAAUUGAUCAUAAAAAAUCUAAAAAGUGAGCCAAAACUUCCUGAUGAUUAUCGGGAACAAACAUGGGAAAAACUCAAAAGUGCUGUGCUUGCUAUACAACAGUCCAAACCUAAUCAGUAUUCCUUGGAAGAACUGUAUCAGGCCGUAGAGAAUAUGUGCAACCAUAAGAUGGCUCCUACCUUAUACACUAGACUGUACAAUUUAACUGAGAGCCAUGUAUCACAUAAUAUAGAACAGUUCCUAGCAGAAACCAUGGAUAGGUUUUUAUUUCUGAAGAAAAUGAAUGAAACUUGGCUGGCCCAUUGCAAUCAAAUGAUAAUGAUAAGGAGCAUUUUUUUGUAUCUGGACAGAACUUAUGUGCUGCAAAACCCUAAUAUCUCCUCUAUCUGGGACAUGGGCUUAGAAUUAUUUAGCAAAUACAUUAUUUUGAACACUUUAGUUCAGACUCGUGUGGUUGAAGGUUUACUGAUGUUGAUAGAGAAAGAAAGGCAAGGUGAUAAGGUUGAUAGAAGCUUACUGAAAUCCCUAUUGCGCAUGUUAACUGACUUACAGAUAUAUGAUAAAGCUUUUGAACAAAAGUUCUUGCAGUCUACAGAGCGUGUAUAUGCUUUGGAAGGUCAAAGACUCAUGCAAGAGCUAGAAGUACCUGAUUACCUGGCACAUGUAGAUAAAAGAAUUAUGGAAGAAAAUGAGAGAGUGUUGCACUACCUAGACUCAGGCACCAAAUAUCAGCUGGUUCAUACUGUUGAAAAGCAGUUGCUAAGUGAACAUGUCAGCAAUAUUCUUCAAAAAGGCCUUGAUCAACUCCUGAAUGAAAAUAGAAUAAGUGAUUUGAGUUUGCUAUGCCAGUUGCUUGGUAGGGUUAAAAAUGGACUUGUAGAUUUAUGUACUGCUUUCAAUGGGUACAUCAAAAAGAGAGGAAAAACUAUUGUGAUAGAUCCUGAAAAGGAUAAAACUAUGGUUCAAGAACUGUUAGACUUCAAGGAUUCAAUGGACAGUAUAGUGGAGACCUGUUUUAAUAAAAAUGAGAAGUUUGGUAAUUCACUUAAAGAGGCCUUCGAGCAUUUUAUCAAUCAAAGGACAAAUAAACCAGCAGAACUUAUUGCAAAAUUCGUCGACUCGAAACUGCGCGCCGGCAAUAAGGAAGCCACCGAGGAGGAGCUGGAAAGACUGCUCGACAAAAUAAUGGUGCUGUUCCGUUUCAUACACGGCAAGGACGUGUUUGAGGCGUUUUACAAGAAGGACCUGGCGAAGCGGCUGCUGGUCGGCAAAUCGGCCAGCGUCGACGCCGAAAAGAGCAUGCUCAGCAAGCUGAAGCAGGAGUGCGGCGGCGGGUUCACGUCGAAGCUCGAAGGGAUGUUCAAGGACAUGGAGCUCAGCAAGGACAUCAACGUGGCGUUCAAGCAACACCUGACGGUGAACACUCGCGACUUGGCGCCUAUCGAUAUGACAGUCAGCAUCCUCACGAUGGGCUACUGGCCUACCUACCAGGCCACCGAGGUCACUCUGCCCGAUCGCAUGGUUCGCUUCCAGGACAUCUUCAAAGACUUCUAUAUCAGCAAGCACAGCGGUAGAAAACUACAGUGGCAGCCGACUCUGGGCUACUGCGUCCUCCGAGCGGCCUUCAGGGCAGGUCCCAAAGAAUUGGUCGUCUCGCUCUUCCAGACUCUGGUCAUCCUCCUCUUCAACAAGUACGACGAGGUCGGCUUCGAGUACAUCAAAGCAGCGACAGGGAUCGAGGACGGGGAAUUGAGGAGGACUUUGCAGUCGCUGGCUUGCGGGAAGGCGAGGAUAUUGAAUAAGAUACCGAAGGGCAGGGACAUCGAUGAUGUCGACAAGUUCCGGUUCAAUAACGAGUUUACCAAUAAGCUGUUCCGAAUCAAGAUCAACCAGAUCCAGAUGAAGGAGACGACAGAAGAACAGAAAGCAACGGAAGAACGUGUGUUCCAAGAUAGACAGUAUCAAAUUGAUGCUGCCAUUGUGCGUAUCAUGAAAAUGCGCAAAACCCUCAGCCACAAUCUGCUCAUCAGUGAACUCUAUUUGCAGCUCAAGUUUCCCGUCAAGCCUGCCGACUUGAAGAAACGCAUUGAGUCUCUUAUAGACAGAGACUACAUGGAACGGGACAAGGACAACCCCAACCAAUACAACUAUGUUGCUUAAGGUAUCGUUUUACGUUUGAUCUGUGUUCGAUUUUUCAUUAGUUUUCUAAAAACUAGGAUACCUUUUGAUGAAAGAUUAUUAAUCUAGUCCAGUGAGUUCUGGCCUCCUGUCUGCAUUGUAAAUAUAAUGGCAGAAGUUUUUAGUUAUAUCAUUUUUGUCAUUAACAUCCACAAGUUGUAAUACAUUUUUGCUUCAAUUUUUU
Messenger RNA from Phaedon cochleariae (mustard beetle), 2699 nucleotides. NCBI's taxonomy places the organism in Eukaryota, Metazoa, Arthropoda, Insecta, Coleoptera, Chrysomelidae. The record is from the annotation of a GenBank genome assembly.